Morone saxatilis (striped sea-bass) is the source of this 2797-nucleotide messenger RNA. RefSeq names its product isocitrate dehydrogenase (NAD(+)) 3 non-catalytic subunit beta (gene idh3b). Gene Ontology annotation, biological process: tricarboxylic acid cycle; isocitrate metabolic process. NCBI's taxonomy places the organism in Eukaryota, Metazoa, Chordata, Actinopteri, Moronidae. Gene Ontology annotation, molecular function: NAD binding; magnesium ion binding; oxidoreductase activity, acting on the CH-OH group of donors, NAD or NADP as acceptor. Bases 74 to 1234 code for a protein of 386 amino acids. The record is from RefSeq and is a predicted model, not a curated record. Gene Ontology annotation, cellular component: mitochondrion. The transcript has 11 exons.
GUCCUAUAGCUAGCGUGGCUCUACCGCUGCAGCACCACAGAAGAAGUAGCACAGUCGCUGCAUUCCCGUAACGAUGGCGGCCGCCUUGAGAGGAAGCUUGGUAACAUUGGUCAAGGGCCUGAGCAGCCCCCGGUGGCAGCAGCUGGCCUCUCGACCACUGAGUGUGUCUGCUGGUCUCUGUAGCCCAGAAGCCCCACCAGCCCGCGCUGAUGCUAUCUUCAAGGUCACGAUGGUGCCUGGGGAUGGAGUCGGACCUGAGCUGAUGACUGCUGUCAAGGAAGUGUUCAAGGCAGGAGAUGUCCCGGUAGAAUUUGAGGAGUUUCACCUGAGCGAGGUACAGAACAUGGCCAGUGAGGAGAAGCUGGAACAAGUGUUAACCUCUAUGAAGAACAACAAAGUGGCCAUGAAAGGAAAGAUUCACACACCCAUGGAGUUCAAAGGAGAGCUGGCCUCAUAUGAGAUGAGACUGAGGCGCAAACUGGACUUGUUUGCUAACGUGGUUCAUGUGAACAGCCUGCCGGGCUACAGCACUCGCCACAACAACCUGGACCUGGUCAUCAUCCGCGAACAGACCGAGGGGGAGUACAGCUCCCUGGAGCACGAGAGUGUGACGGGUGUGAUCGAAUGUUUAAAGAUCAUCACCAGAGAGAAGUCACGGCGCAUCGCCAAGUUCGCCUUCGAUUAUGCCACCAAGAAGGGGCGAAACAAGGUCACCGCUGUUCACAAGGCAAACAUCAUGAAAUUAGCUGAUGGCCUGUUUCUGCAGAGCUGUGCGGAGAUAGCAGAGUUCUACCCCAAAAUCAAAUAUGAGACCAUAAUCAUUGAUAACUGUUGCAUGCAGCUGGUCCAGAACCCAUACCAGUUUGAUGUGCUGGUAAUGCCCAACCUGUAUGGUAACAUUAUCGACAACUUGGCAGCAGGGCUGGUUGGAGGCGCGGGAGUUGUUCCUGGGGAAAGCUACAGUGCAGAGUAUGCUGUGUUUGAGACUGGUGCACGCCACCCCUUUGCACAAGCUGUAGGAAGGAACAUCGCCAACCCCACAGCCAUGCUGCUCAGUGCUGCUAACAUGCUCAGGCACCUCAACCUGGAAUAUCACUCCCAAAUGGUGUCAGAUGCUGUCAAGAGGGUCAUCAAACAGGGCAAGGUACGGACACGAGACCUUGGCGGGUACUCUACCACUGGCGACUUUGUGCAUGCUGUUGUGGAAAACCUGCGUCACCGACCUGUUUACUAAGAUGUUUCAUCGCACUCCUCACUGACAUUUCUUUAAAAAAGGAUGUUGUUCUUAACAUGAACUGGACGCAUGUUAAGACUCACCCCCCCUCUCACUGCACCAUCCGUUGCAUCAUGAUGAUGAUUUAUACCAAUGGGGCUUUUAUAUAUUUCUAAAAAUGUGCAGCCUGUAAGGAUUGUUCUCAAGGAUUUAUAUUACACAUUUUUACAUCUUUCCCCAUAGUGACUGUCCAUCAGAGUAUCUCUUUGUAUUGUAUUACAUUGUGCUUGUUGCUUAAUUGUCCCAGUGUUUCAGCCAUGUUGGCCACACAGGCUACCUCUCUGCUAUCACACAUUGUUAGCAACCAGACUGCCCUUAUCAACAGUUUAUCAGCUACUCUGCUUUGGCCUCACACUUCACCACCACAUUGCUUCACUUUCUUCUCAUUUUCUGAAUCAUAACCUCAUAACUGAAUCAUCUAAUGGCUGUACCUGUAACUUAAUAUACAGUAUGACGUUGCUACAUCAUGACCCACCACAACAUUUCUGACCUACACAUCUUUGGAUGUUUUUAAUAAACAUCUAUUCUGCUAUUGCAGUGCUGUAAACUCAAUUAAAACCUGAAAUUGUUCCUGUGAGUUACUGUAUGGCAAAGGCAAACCCCCUCAUAAUGCAACAUUCAUGUUGCUUAUUAGGUAUUAAUAACGACGGUAAUAUUAUGACAUUUCUACCAAAAAAGAAAAUCAAGUAUACCAAAAAAAAAGUGUUACAGCAAAAUAUGAGCUAGUCCUCCAUCAUUGCAGCAUAUACACUAGGUUGAAUUAUGAAUAUGAAUGUGUUAUAGAUUAUCUGUUCCGUUUUUGGUCUCGUGUCAGCAAAUGAAGUGGGUAAAGUCAGUAUUUUUAUAUUUAAAAAUCAUUUCCAAGGACUAUGGAGGAUAUGUAAACAAGCUUUGUUCAAGAUGGUGCUGUAAACAUUUAAAACAGUGCUCCUCUAUGUCACCACUUCAUCUGUCAGGCUUUUGUAUCACUGUGUACGCAGUUUAAGAGACUUCACAAGUAGUCUGUUAACUACAAAUAAAAGAUAACUAUAAAAAAUAUAUUAGCAACUGUAUUCAUGUUUAUAUUUUGAACCUUUCUGGAGAAUGUAUACCACCCACCAGUGAAAACAGUGUCAUGUCCUUGUUUUUGCUUUCUUUGUUUGUUUUUUGUCCAAUUUAGUUUCCUUUUUGUUCACAAAUCUUUCAUGGAGAUUUACUUGCCUACAAAAGGUUGUCAGAAGAGUUAUGUAAUAUUGAAUAAAUAACAUGUCUUCUCUUAGUAGUCACUGAUGGACUUUGAAUGAAUUUACUCUAGUUGAAUUUUAUUUGACUGGUAUAUUUUAAUUCUCAGCCUCUAUAAAUGUUGAAAAAAUGUGAGAAAAUAAAGAAGAGAACAUAGCUUAGGAAGGAAACUGCUGCUUUCUAAAAGUACGACUCACUGACCACACUAUUUCUGCAUUCUGUGAGUGCAUUUUUAAAGGCUCUCUAACAUGCAGGCUCUAAUAUGUGGACAUGUGUUGCUGCAGCUGUGCAUAUAGUAACAAA